Eufriesea mexicana is the source of this 2275-nucleotide messenger RNA. Its product is annotated as SET and MYND domain-containing protein 4. The record is from RefSeq and is a predicted model, not a curated record. Gene Ontology annotation, biological process: compound eye photoreceptor development. NCBI's taxonomy places the organism in Eukaryota, Metazoa, Arthropoda, Insecta, Hymenoptera, Apidae. Gene Ontology annotation, cellular component: cytoplasm; nucleus. The transcript is spliced from 9 exons. Gene Ontology annotation, molecular function: histone deacetylase binding. Bases 1 to 2178 code for a protein of 725 amino acids.
AUGGCGGAAACGGAAGGAGGUUACAGAAACGUGUGCUCGCUGGAGACCCUGAGAUCCGGCAAGAAAGGAUUCUUCCGGGAUUUCAGCGAGAACGUGUCCAGAGUGGCCGGAGAGCAGUGGAUUUCCAAGGUUUUCGGACGACUGACUAGCGACGAGGAGCGGAUUCGAACCAUUUUCACCGACGGCAAGAUAAAGGACUCGGUAUCGGAGACGUUGAACAGGACGAGUAUUCUGUAUCGCGAGAAAGACGGGAACGCGUCGAGGACGAAGAGGCUGGAAGGAUUGGAGGCUGCAGCCGCGGGCGAACGCCGGAAGGCUCUCUUGCUUCUCAGUCAAGCAGUUCUUCGGGCUCCUUCCCCAGGGAAAUGUCGGACGAUCGAUCGAGGAUUCGGAUUGCCGCUCGCGUUUCUCGCGAGAGCCGAUCAUUUCCUAGCGUCGGACCAACCGGCGCUCGCUCUCGAGGAUUUGAGCUUCGUCGAGGAGAUGAAUCGUGACCUCCCGGCCGAGUUGAGAGUACAAUUUGCUCGGACGAAGGAGACGUGCGAGAAGCGGAAAGGAGAGAACGAGAAGAGUGUCGUGCCGACCGAGAGCGAGAAACGAUCGAGAGUUGGUUUGGUCGUAGCGUUGCCUCGGCUGAGCGGUGGCAGAAAUGCCCGACUACCGGCUGCUUCGGCGCUGUUGGAAAUCGAGGAGACAGAGAUGGCGGGCAAACGAGUGAUCGCGGCCAAGCGCAUAGAUCCCGGAGAUCGAUUGGUCGUGGAAGCGCCGCACGCGUCUACCCUGUUACCGGAAUUCUUCGGUACACAUUGUCAACACUGUUUUUCGAGGUUCGUGGCUCCAGUGGGCUGUUCGGAUUGCAGCAGCGUCGCGUUUUGCGGCAGAAAGUGCAGAGACGCGGCGAUGGCGAGCUACCACAAGUACGAGUGUAAAAUUCUCGCACUUCUGAUAGGCUCGGGAAUGAGCGUUUUGAGCAUGCUCGCUCUGCGAAUGGUGACUCAACGUGGGGAGACCGGUUGCUACGAAAUCUAUGGUGCGUUGAAUCAGCCGGAUGUCGCAACCGAAAGGGUAACUACGCGGCCGUUGACCACUGCCGCGUCGGAUGGUCCGACGAAGCAAAGCAAAUCGGCGAAACGUCGUUCCAGGCGGAAGAGACUGCGUAAUACGAGACGCGAGGGUGGAACACGAGGUGGGACGGAGGAGGAGGAGACGGAGCAACAGAGGAAAAAGGAAAACCCACGAGCCGACGAAGAUGACGCGAAAGACGUCGACGAUGACGUCGAUCUGCGAGUAUACGAUCUCGUUACGCACGAGAAACGAAGAACGGCCAAGGACUUUUUCGAGAGAUCUCUGAUGGCGGCCUUUCUUCUCAAGUGUCUGCAAAGAGUUGGCUUUUUCGAGAAAACCACGAAAGACGAAGAGACGCCCAAUGAUCGAGAGAUCGCGGUGGCGAGCCUACUGCUCAGACAUCUUCAGCUGUUGCAGUUUAAUGCCCACGAGGUGUUCGAGACGCGACUCGGAGCGGAGCAUCGCUUUCGCGGUAGCCGGCCCGUGUAUCUCGGUGUGGCUAUUUAUCCCACCGUUGCGCGUUUUAAUCACGAUUGUUAUCCGGCGGUGACCAGAUACUUUCUCGGCCGAUUUAUCGUGAUUCGAGCAAUUCGUAGUCUCUUACCAGGAGAUGUGGUCGCUGAAAACUACGGCCCGAUAUUCACUAAACGAACUUUGGAGGAACGUCGAAGAACUCUGGCCGGAAGAUAUUGGUUUCGUUGCGAGUGCACCGCCUGUCGCGAAAACUGGCCACGCUUCGAAGCUUUGACCAAUGAUCACGUUAGACUCAGGUGCCCAACCGAGGGUUGUUCGAAACUUCAUCGACGUCUGCGAGAUUUCGAUAGCCCCGUGCAAUGCUCGACUUGUCGUCGGAAAGUCCACCUGAAACAGUCGCUCGACUGCGUGCGCGAAUGCGAGCAGCUGUACGCACGAGGAUUCGCCGCGAUGGAAGAAGAAGAACCGGAAAGAGCGUUGAAGGCGUUCUUCGAAGCAGCGAACAAGUUUCAUCGAGUCGCGGUACCGCCCCAUAAGGACACCCACUUGGCCGAAAUUGCAGCGAGUGCCUGCAUGGCGGACGAAGGCACCGUCUACCGGCUCGACUCAUUGUCUUCCGAGUCUUUGCAUAUUCGUUGAUGCCUGUCAUCUAGAACGAUCAAUGUAACGGAGUGGACUAUGACGAAAAGAGAACAGAGACGACUGAUGGUUGCUGAUAAAACUUUGUCUUUAUCGA